GCUCAUUGAAAAAUCUUCGUAUUUCCAAGGCCUGCUCCGCGGGAGCUUUAGGUAACUUGUAACUUUUAGUUUUACCGGUUAUUGGCUAAGCCUUUGUUUGGUUGCCGACUGCUGAGAAAAUUCAGUAUAGAAUGGAAAACACAGGUUUGAAACAGCUCAUUGUGGCCAAUUCCUCAAAUUAAGUCGUUCAGGAUAUUUUGGUUCUCUCGAUUAUAAAGUAGUAUGAGUUUAAUAAUUUUCAAGAAAUCGUAUUUCCUAUCUUGUUUUAUGUUCUCUUGGCAGCCAAAUGAAUCUUGAGGUGCAAUGAAAUUUUUUCUGUCAACGUAACAUAAAGAAGGACGUCCUCUUUUUCGGUUUUAAUGAGUUUGCUGCUGGAUCUUCUGCUUGGUUGAGAUUAAUAUUAUUGCCAAAUGUGUCUUUAGUCCUGAAACGCUUGAACCUGAUAUAUUUAAAUCUUCUCCAGUGAAUCAUGUCUUGACAGUACACCAAUUCAGUGGAACCUGGAAAUAUUUGUGCAUGUUCUUAAGUGCAUAUACGGGUGCCCAUUACAUUUCACUUCAAAAAAUUUCGUUCCUCUUUUUGAGGUAAACAGUUGGCUUUUUUUAGAAGUUUUGCUAGUACCCUAAUGGUGUGCAAUAUGGAUCAGGCAAUCUGGAAUGUUUUACACUUUUGUUUUAGGAAGUUUAACUGUUUAAGCUGGUGAAUUACUUAUUUCUUUCAAAAGUUAACCUUCGUGCAUAAAGAUUUUAAUUAAAAAAUAGGCGAUAGUUAUCACACACAACAGAACAGUGUAGAUAGUAAUCUAAAAACCUCAAAAAAUCUCCCUUAUUUUAUUCUUACCAAGUGUGCCAAAAAGUGAGUUUUUUUUGUUCAGAGGUAUGUUCCCUGUACCUUCCAAUAAACGAAAAGAAAGCAAAAACCCUGCACAUAGGAUUACCAUUUUAUAUUCUAACUCUUAGUUAGGGGACAUGUAAAGCCUGCCUCUGUUGUACCACCUAGGCAUAAGCAGAUAGUCAUAUACAUACUUCUGUCGUGCAUAUUGUAGUGAUCAUGUUCCAAGUAACUCACUUGGCCAAUCCUCUUCCUUGAAGAUCUACUUUGAUGGCAUAGCCAUAACACUCAAUAUGCUGGCACCUCAUUUCUCUGACUGGAGAUUAGUGAUAGUAGCACUGACUGAAAAAUUGGUAAGAGUGAUGUAGGAUUAAUAAAUGCAUCAGCGAGAUUCAUUUUCAUAUUUAACAUUUCUCAUGUACUUCCAUGUAUGAUCCCUUCAGUGUUACUUGAUUUAGGAAGAGAAAACCCUAUAAAAGACAUUGAAGGCCUUCGGGCUUAGUGUGAUAAAAGUGUGGGCCAGUAAAUCGUGUUAUUUCUUGGCAUUAUUGUGUAUAAUUAUCUAUUUUCUUAAACAUUAAAUUUUUCAGAACAUCUUCCUUCAGCGUUUAUCAGCUGAUAACUACAUUGCUGUGUCCUUACAGUUUGAAAAAAAGAUACUGAUGUAUAACUUUUGCAGUUCAAAUUUAAUGGUCCAGUUACUUGAACCCCUUUCAAAAAUCAUGUGCUAAUCUUCCAGGGUGCACUUUAUUUUGGGGUGGAGACGCUCAUCUCAAAGUGUAAAACUUGGUUUUCUGAAGUAUCUUCUCCCAAAGGGUCAGGGUCUUUGCAAAUAGAAUUGGAUGAUUUGAUUCAUAUAUGGAUAUUUGGUUUAGAAUUUGAUGUGGGCCAUGACUAGCAAAGUUUUUGGCAACGUUCCAUACAAUUUGUUAUUAUCUUGCUUAGAUCAUCCCUAUUUGACUGUUGACAGUGAGAUGCAUCUCUCUGAUGCACUUUUAGUUUGGCUUAACGCUAACUCAAAACAACUGGAAAACUUCAGCAGAACCGGCGAGCAUUGUCAUGGCAUCUUUAGACAUGUCCGCAUUGGCCUUUUGCCAUUGUGGUUUGCUGCAGGGAAAAGAAAUUCUUGUUAUUUCUCUAAGGUAUUUGAGGAGAGCAUUGACUUAAUUUUUAGACUAGUUGAUGCUCCACCAAUAACUUCCAUGAAUGUCUUGGAACAUGCUGAUUUGCACCAUCUCAAGAUUCGGUUGACAGAAUAUUCUAAGAAGGUGAACCUUUCAGGUUGUCCACAGAUAACAUUAGCCACUCUUCUCCUGUCGGUGCUUCCUGUAUCAUAUAGUAUGGACCCCACCUUAAGAAAGAGUAUUAAACAACUUUUAAUUGGCCUUGAGCGUCAUGAGAGAGAUCAAAGUCCAAUUCCACAGGGUUUGCUGCCAAUGUUAUCCUUUGAAGCAGUACAGGAGAUAGAUAUUUCCAAGUGCCCAAGGCUACAUCUUGAAGCUUUCAUUACAUGUAUAAGCAAGUCAUUUCCUUCUCUAAGAACACUGAAAGCAGCUUAUCUUUUGAACUUCAAGACAACAGCUUUGCAUCAAUUGGUGCACAGGUGCCCUCUGCUCCGUGAAGUUGACUUAACCAUGGAUAUUAGUCCUCUUAUACCAGCACAAGUUUCGGUUGGAUCCUCAAGUCUAGCUAUAACACCACCACUAUCAAACAAGUCCCUCAGUGUUGGCAAUGAUCCUGCUGAUGUUAUAUCAUUGAAAAAGUCUGGAAUGUCAUUGCCAAAUAUCACAAAGCUCACAUUGGAGGGUCGAAGUGAUAUCUGUGAUUUGGAUCUCCAGUAUAUUUCAAAAUUCUGUUCUUCCUUGCACGAGCUGAACAUUCAAGGGUGUAUAUCAGUGACAGAUGUUGGCAUAUCAAAUCUUCUUGGCAAAUGUAUGAAACUGCAUUCAAUUGUAGUCUGUGAUACUUCUUUUGGGGUAAAUUCAGUUCUUUCUCUGUGUUCUGGUGUUACUAAUCAUGGUAGCUUUCCGGUUGCCCAUCUUGGACGGAAGCAUAAAUCUUUGGCAUUUAGUCUUCAAAAACUGCAUAUGGGUGGCUGCAAGGGUGUCGACGAAACAUCUUUUCGAGAGCUUCUGUCUCAAACACAAACUCUAACGAGUCUUUGCUUGCGGGACACUCACCUUAAUGAUGAAAUUCUGCAUUGUUUCUCAGGUUCUUCCUUGAAGAUGCUUGAUGUUUCUAAUACCAUGGUUUCUGGAGCUGCAUUAGCUCAGAUAGUCCAUGGAAAUCCUGGUUUAAAGCACUUGAGAGCGAGGGGUUGCAGAAAUAUGUUGCAGCAGGAAACUAACACCUCAGAGGGGGAAUUUUCUUCCUUAUAUAAGUGUAAAGAACUGUAUUUUGAGUUGGGCAAGAAAUGCAAAUUGGAAGAAGUGGCACUAGGAUGGGGAUUUUCUUGCUUUUCCUUUGAAGCUCUCCAACCUGCGAUAAAGUCAUUAAAGUCGAUAACUGUGGGUUUAGGCGGAUCGUUGGGUGAAGAUGUGCUACAACGGUUAUCUGCAACUUGUCCUAUGCUAGAGUCACUAAUUCUUCAUUUCCAGGUCAUAUCUGACACUGUUGUAACAAACAUGAUGUCCUUGAGAAAUUUGCGAGUGUUGGCUUUGUGCUAUUGCCUUGGUGAUAUAUCUAUGUUAAGCUUCAACUUUUCUACGCCAAAUCUGAGGAAACUGAGGCUUGAAAGAGUAACCCCUUGGUUGACCAACAAUGAUUUGAUUAUUCUGACUCAGACUUGUGCAAACUUAGUUGAGCUUUCAUUGCUGGGAUGUAAGCUUCUCGGUUCAGAUUCUCAACAAAUCAUCUCACAUGGAUGGCCUGGCUUGACUUCUAUCCAUCUAGAGGAAUGUGGAAAAGUGACGGAAAAUGGGAUUUCAUCUCUUCUCGAUUGCACAGCUCUUGAAGAUCUCUUGCUGCACCAUAAUGGCCCUGGGAUACAGAAGAACUUCAUUUUUUAUGCUGCUUCGAAGUUGCCAAUGCUUAGGAAGUUGUCAUUGGAUUUGUGUGAUGCAAGUGAAGGUGACUUUGACAUUCCAGAUUACGACGAUAAAUGUUUGGUGAGUACUGUGAAGAUAGCGAGAUGCAAGCCCCGGAGAUGUAAUUUUAGCCUCCCAGCUCAUCGAAGACCUGUGCACGAAGAGACGCUAGUACUGGUUCGGAACAGCAAGAAUCUGUAUAGAACAGUUGUGAAGGAAAGACUUUAAAAGAUGCGACAUGUUCUACAUUACUCUUUUCCGUAAUAUCGUUGUCAUAUACUUGGACGUCGGUCGAUAUUUCAGUUGAUUGUAGCCCCGGUUUGCACGAGCAAAUGGUACGAAAAUAUAUAUAUAUAUAUAGAUAAUAAUUUCUCUAGUUUUUUUUCCUAUUUAUUGCAAAAAUAUGUAAAGAUUGUCACUGAAGACUCAGUUAAAUCGCAGAAGCAAACUUUAUAAAUUUUUUUAUUUAAA
Carya illinoinensis is the source of this 4328-nucleotide messenger RNA. Its product is annotated as BTB/POZ domain-containing protein FBL11. Gene Ontology annotation, molecular function: protein binding. Lineage: Eukaryota; Viridiplantae; Streptophyta; Magnoliopsida; Fagales; Juglandaceae. Bases 1713 to 4085 code for a protein of 790 amino acids. Gene Ontology annotation, cellular component: SCF ubiquitin ligase complex. The record is from RefSeq and is a predicted model, not a curated record. Gene Ontology annotation, biological process: SCF-dependent proteasomal ubiquitin-dependent protein catabolic process. The transcript has 15 exons.